CCUAAUUAACCUCUGAAAGAGAAUCUUUCGAAACUUAAGAGCAGAUGUGAACGCAAUGAUUUCAAACUAUGACCCCCAAAACUACAAUGCGGAGACUCGGUGUGAAUAUAAAUAUUUGGAACUGACGGGGUUAAAUCAUUCAAAAGCCAAAGUCACAGAGGAACACAUAGCACCAUGGCAGCUAAGUUCAUUGUACUUUCACUGUUAGUAGCAUCGGUCUACGGCAGUGGUGGUUACUCAAGCUUCUCCUAUGGUGUAUCGGACCCCAACACCGGAGACGUCAAAGAUCAGCACGAAAAGCGAGUCGGUGACAGUGUCGUUGGAAAAUACUCACUUCUGGAAUCAGAUGGAACCAAAAGGAUUGUCGAGUAUGCUGCUAACGCCGCCACUGGAUUCAAUGCUGUUGUCCGCAAAGAGCCUGCUGUUGGAGUUCAUCCGUCCGGACCUAAUGCUCCGCUAGCUGGAGCUGCACAUGGAUCUGUAGCACAUCAAACACCUUUGGGCCCUGUCGCUGGCCCAGUGCACCCUGCACCUAUUGCUCCUUUGGCUGGAGCUGGUCCUCUUGCCCACCAUGCUGCUCUACCCCAUCCCGGUGCUCUUCCUCAUCCUGGCGCUUUAGCCAAUCCUGGUGCUUUUGGUUAUCCAGGAGCUCUAGCCCAUGGCGCUCUUCCCCAUCCUGGCGCCCUAGCUCACCCUGGUGCUCUCGCUCAUUCGGGAGCACUCGCUCACCCUGGAGCUCUGGCUCAUGCUGGCGCUCUUGCCCACCCUGGGGCCCUCCCCUACCCUGGUUCUCUUCCACACCCUGGAGCUCUUCCUCACCCUGGAGCUUUCUCUCAUUCAGGUGCGCUUGCCCACCUUGGAGCGUAUGGCGCGAACCGUCUUGCUGGUAACUUAGCGUACCCAGGUUACGCUAACGGAUAUGGCAACCCAUUGGCUGGUCAUCUUGGAAACCGUGGAGCGCCUGCUGUAUCUCAUUAUUCCCACUCUAUUGUUCACAAUGCUGCUCGUCCCUACCCUGGACCUUACGCCGGAGCCUACAACGGAGUCUACAACAGAGCCUACGGUGGAGCAUAUGGUGGUGCUUACGGUGGAUAUGGAGCUCCCUUAGCUCAUGGACUCGCUAACCCUCAUGCCCAUGGACUGAUCAACCCUCAUGCGUCCGGCGUUGCCCACAGUUACGCUAACUCAGUAUCACACCCAGCUCCUCAUGGUCACGGUGCGUACGGUGCCCCGGCUCUUGGUGCCUCGGCUCUUGGAGCUGGUUUGGCCUGGUGAUGAACUGACUGCAACUGAACUGUGAUUUAGACGACUAAUAAAUUAUGAAUACGAA
Molecule: messenger RNA, 1330 nt
Organism: Spodoptera exigua (beet armyworm)
Lineage: Eukaryota; Metazoa; Arthropoda; Insecta; Lepidoptera; Noctuidae
Source: the annotation of a GenBank genome assembly